Molecule: messenger RNA, 2183 nt
Organism: Rhinopithecus roxellana (golden snub-nosed monkey)
Lineage: Eukaryota; Metazoa; Chordata; Mammalia; Primates; Cercopithecidae
Product: beta-crystallin B2-like
Exons: 7
Coding region: 347-961 (204 amino acids)
Biological process (GO): lens development in camera-type eye; visual perception
Molecular function (GO): structural constituent of eye lens
Source: RefSeq, a predicted model, not a curated record
CCUAGACUGGCCUGGGGUGAUGCUGCCCUGAGGCUGGUCAUCCCGCACUGUGACUGGCAGGGGACGCUAAAACAGCCUUUUCUGCCCCACAUGGUGCGCAUGCGUGUUCUCACCGCCGACACUGCAUGGAGUGCGCGGCGUCCGGAAUGAGUAGGAAAGCGGCUCCGGUUCCUUCAGGACGCGCUUCAGGGGGCACCGCGGCGGUUUGGGGACGACUUGGAGCCCUGUCCUAGGGAGAAAACAGCUCCUGUCUGUGGCCCUGACUGGUUAGGUGGGAGCUGCGUGCAACUCAGCUUCUCCGGGGCAUUGUUUUCUACACGGUCACUCUCACCCAAGCUGGAGCACCAUGGUGCAUCACAGGACCAGCUGGGUGGACUAUGAACAGGCCAACUGCAAGGGUGAGCAGUUUGUGUUUGAGAAGGGCGAGUACCCCCGCUGGGACUCGUGGACCAGCAGCCGGAGGACAGACUCCCUCAGCUCCCUGAGGCCCAUCAAAGUGGACAGCCAAGAGCACAAGAUCAUCCUCUAUGAAAACUCCAACUUCACCAGGAAGAAGAUGGAAAUCAUAGAUGACGACGUACCCAGCUUCCACGCCCACGGCUACCAGGAGAAGGUGUCAUCUGUGCGGGUGCAGAGUGGCACUCCUGCAGGUACAGUCCAUGUGCCACAUCCGCGAUAUGCAGUGGUACCAAUGUUGGCGCCUUCCACUCCUCCAACUGGUGCCCUCCCCACCACGCCUCCUUCCCAGGACCUAGGCCUGCUGCCCAGGAACCCUCUACACCUCCCAGAGAACUUGCAAUUCCGUUCCCUCUUGAGUGACUGGCUGGUCUCGGGAUCCCUGAAUAUUUGUGAUCUGCCUGCCUCAGCCCCCCAAAGUACUGGGAUUACAGGUGUGAGCCACUGUGCCCGGCCAACAUUGAGGAAAUUAUUUCUAAUCCCCAGUCACAAAGAAAUUCUCUAAUACAUUUAUUUCUCUAAACUUUUUAAACAUUUGCUCUUUACAUUUGCAUUCUUAAUCCUUCUGGAGCUGAUUCUUGUAUAUGGUGUAUGGUAGAGAUUCAGUUUUGUUUUUUUUUUCUCUUUGGAAGUCCAGUGUCAAUUCAUGAAGGAGUCCAUUUGCUGCACUGCGGCACAGUCACCUUGCUGUUCUAUCCCCUUCCCCACAGGUGGGGUGAUUUUAUGGGCUGUCUUUUUUGUUCCUGUAGUCAGUGUAUCCCUGCACUCUUGCCACAUUGUUAACGACUAUUGCUUUGUAGUCAGUGUUGAGGUCCCUAAAACAGGGGCCCUCAAACCCUUGGGCCUCCCAUGGCCUGAAAUGGGGGUUGCACAAUAGGAGGUGGGCAUUACAGCCUGAGCUCCGCCUGCUGUCAGACCAGCGGCGGCAUUAGAUUCUCAUAGGAGUGCAAACCCUAUUGUGAACUGCACGUGCAGUUCACAGGAACAAAACCAAACACCGCAUGUUCUCACUCAUAAGUGGGAGUUGAAAAACGAGAACACAUGGACACAGGGAGGGGAACAUCACACACCCAGGCCUGUCGGGUUGGGGGACAAGGAGAGAGCAUUAGGACAAAUACCAAAUGCAUGCAGGGCUUAAAACCUAGACGAUGGGUUGAUGGGUGCAGCAAACCACCAUGGUACAUUUAUACCUAUGUAAGAAACCUGCACGUUCUGCACAUGUAUCCCAGAACUUAGAAAAAAACAGUUAAGUGCUCAAUAAAUUUCUGUCAUCUAUUUCUUCAUUCAUUCUUCAACCAGUACCUACUGAGUGCCUAUUUGGAUACUUGGCUUAGUACCUGGGUAAUGAAAUACUCUACAACAAACCCCCAUGACACGAAUUUAUAACAAAUUUGCACAUGUACCCCCGAACUUAAAAGUUAAAAAAACAGAAUCCACACAAGUCUGAGCUACUUCCCUUCAGGAAAAGACUCCAGCUGAGAUCUCAAGGAAGAGUAGAGGUUGCAAGGCUAAAGAGGCUAAAGAAGAGCGUCCCAGAUGAGAGCGGCAUGUGAAGGGCCUUGUGGUGGGAGGAGCCUGGUAGCUCUGAGAAACUCCACAAAGGCACGGUGGUGGCUGGAAUGCUCAGAGAUGGGGGGGCACGUGGAAAACCUUGUUAAAGUGGUUAAAAUGAUUAUCAUAAAGGUGGAAACUAAUAAAUGGUAAAUAAAUGUUACUCUCAUCCAUUU